CAUCGUUCCUGCUCUCCCGCCGCCGCCUCCCGCUCCAACCAAGCCAAUACCCAGCGGCCUCUCUCGAGAAGAUCUGGCCGCCGGAACUCCACCGGCCGCCUCCCUUCCCGCGCCUCGCCAAGCUCCUCCGUCCGCUUAGCCUUCAUAGCUUAAUGGAAGAAACAUCUAAAGCUGGUGGUACUGGGAAGUAUGCGUUUGCAUACAAUAAUGCUAUCUAUUCUGAUAAGAUCCUACGUCUGAAAGUUGAUCCCUCCCUGCCUGCUCUGUCAGAUUCCAGAAAAAAAGCACGUUUAGAAAAUGGUGCCUCGACCUCCUCUCAGCUGACAUUGUCUGUCAAGGAUGGUGUGAAAGAUAUCCGUGUUAGCUCCAUUAUCCUAGCUGCCGAAAGUCACUACUUUAUCAAGCUUUUUACAAAUGGAAUGAAAGAGACAGGAAAUGAAGUUGUUCUUGUGAACUUACAUUCAGAAGGUUAUUCAAUUUACUAAUACUAGGAAACAUGCCCGUGCGUUGCUACGGGGUAGAGGGGCAGUGUUUGAAGAGAGGGGUGCAUGGAGGACUUUCGUCGAGUGCAUUUUCUCGACUUGGAAGCAAAUUCUCCAAGAGUUCAGUUACUAAUCCAAAGGAUUUUUGAAGUAAGGGUGCACAAGAUGUUUUUGCCUGACUUCUAUAUGAUAUUGUACAUUAGACCGUCAAUAUAUAGUGACAAUGCAUAUCUCACCUGUAAAUUAAUCAUUGUGCUGAUAAUAAAAAAUCACAGACACAACACUUACGUUGAGUUACUGAUAUCACACAAUGAUAAUGUCGUAUACUUCGCCUAGCGUCUAAGGAUGUUGUGUGUGUGCUAACCAUGCAGUCCUAGUCGUAUAGAUGUAUUAACUUCCUGUUCUGUGAUGAUAUAUGCAUGAUUCUUCAUCGCAAUUGAAUCUUUGUUUAGUGUGUUGCGCCUCAAUUCACGGUUAGCUAUAAUUUGCUCUAUUCUAGGUUUUUUUGUCCUGGUUGCAUAUUUGUGUAUUUCUACCUUUCCCAUGCGCACUUUUUUAUCUUCUGUGUUGGCUUAACGUUUGCAUAUUUCUUCUUCCCUUGUGUGUAUUUUAAUGUUUGGGAUAUCGCUUAUCGUGAACUUAUCGAUCGACCCAUGAUAAGGGGUAAAUCGGCUAGUUUAUCGACAUAUCGACCGAUUUAUCGCUAUAUCGGCUCAUUUAUCAGCCGAUUUAUCUUAUCGGCCAGACACCGGUAAGCGAUAAACCGGGCGAUUUAUCGGAAUGUCGGAAGAUAUCUUGAACAGUGAUUCUUUUGGCAACUGGGUUGAAUCUUUAAUUCUUUUGUUUGGUUCAUACGCUUCAUGAUGCUUUUUUUGUUUUUCUUCACUGGUCGUUCAUACAUACUGCUCUAUAUUUUUUUCUUUUUUAUUCGUUGGGAUCCAUGACUCGAGAUUGUCAUCCAAAUUGCUUGCCUGCAUGAGAGUUUUGUAUACUAUAUGAAGAUGAUGUUGAUUAAAUAUCGAAUAUAAAAUUUGCAUCAUAAAUAGAGCAUAUGUAGCUACUUAUAAAUAAAUAUAAUUAUGUUGAACAUAAGCAUGAGAAUGUAUGUGCUGUUUCCAUGCUAGACUAUUGAUCAAGUUUUUCCUUGAAGCAAUUUAGAAAGCAAAAAAUGAUACUAAAGUAAGAGCACUUCUAUAUUCAUCAUGUUUUUUGUCUGACUACAGUACAACAUUAUAGAGCGUUUUGUCGAUGCCUAGUGACUAAGCAUACCACACUGAUAGAUUAACCAUUGCAAUGAUAUCAGAAAAUAAAAAUAUCAUAUAUGCAUCUCUUUCAAAGUAAUUUUAUCUGAUUCUUUUUUCUUCAUAGCAUCAAUGUUCGGGUCGAAAGGAUGUAUAAGCUGGUUGCCUCGUUCCUCCAUACCACCUUCAACAUAAC
Molecule: messenger RNA, 1919 nt
Organism: Triticum aestivum (bread wheat)
Lineage: Eukaryota; Viridiplantae; Streptophyta; Magnoliopsida; Poales; Poaceae
Exons: 5
Coding region: 153-485 (110 amino acids)
Biological process (GO): response to red light
Cellular component (GO): nucleus
Molecular function (GO): protein binding
Source: RefSeq, a predicted model, not a curated record